AUAAUUAUAAUUCUCCUCUUUGUGUGUUGUGCAGACCCACAAGAUGAAAAUAAAAUUGGCAUUGAUGGGAUUCAGCAGUUCUGUGAUGAUUUAAGCCUGGACCCAGCCAGUAUCAGUGUUCUGGUUGUGGCAUGGAAAUUCAGGGCAGCUACUCAGUGUGAAUUUAGUAAAAAGGAAUUUGUUGACGGCAUGACAGAGUUGGGGUGUGACACCACAGAAAAGCUAAAAGCUCUAUUGCCAAGACUGGAGCAAGAGCUAAAGGAUCCAGUAAAGUUCAAAGAUUUUUAUCAGUUUACUUUUAACUUUGCUAAAAAUCCUGGACAAAAAGGUCUAGAUCUAGAAAUGGCAAUAGCAUACUGGAAUUUAGUCUUGUCAGGAAGGUUUAAAUUUUUAGAUCUUUGGAAUAAAUUUUUGUUGGAACAUCAUAAAAGAUCAAUUCCAAAAGAUACUUGGAAUCUUUUGUUAGAUUUUGGGAAUAUGAUUGCUGAUGAUAUGUCCAACUAUGAUGAAGAAGGAGCGUGGCCUGUUCUAAUAGAUGAUUUUGUGGAAUAUGCACGACCAGUAGUCACAGGAGGAAAACAUAAAACGUCCUAACCCCAGAUUUGUCGGUACAGACUUAAAUGAACUGCACUGGGUAAUGAAGAUUUAUUAGCUGAUUACUGCACCUUGGUGCUGGUUUCAGGGGUCGUGAUGAUGUUCUGCAGACAAAACUGAAAUUCCUCCUUUCUGCCUAAUGAAAAUGAUGACUGAUGUUUGGACACUUCAAGAACAAACUCAGAAGAUUCAAGCUGUUUGUAGGCUAUUGGCUUCAAUUAUUGUACUGGUUGUAUCAUAUAGGAUGUAGAUUUUGCAUGAUUUUAUACUUUGGAGAAGUUUAACUAGAGGCCAUUUUAUUAAAGUUUUGACAGCACAGCAUGCCAUUCAGUUCAUAAUCCAAAGUGAACACCAGCAGUUACAUAAAUAAAAAUGUAUUAUAUUGUACUUAUAUUUAAAGCAGUAUUUGUGGUAUAUAAAUUAAAUCCAUAAAUAAAACUUAUGCAGUAUGUUGUAUUUUUAUAAAAGCUAGUUCUGUGGAUCUGUCUUAAUACAGAAUUGUAAAAAAACCCCAAGCAAAUGAAAGUAUGUUUUAUUUGUUUUAACCUUAUUGCCAAAAUUCUAAAUUUGUAUUUUCACAUCCUAGAUGUGUACAGUGAUUACAUCCAACCUUUUGCUUUCUUCCAAUUAAUUUGACUUCCUCAUUUUUCUUCUUGAAGUGCUUGGACAUGUAACAGUAGCAUUGCUGAGAACAGGCUGCUGCUCUAUGCUGUGUUGCAACUCCAGCUUUUUUUAAUAGCCAUUUUAAAGUAGACAUUAAGCAACCAAAGAUGCUUUUAUAAUUCAUGUUUAAUGAUCAUAAUUCAGUUAGUCUCCUAUUAUGUGUUUUAUUUCUUUUUAAUAAGGAAUCGGUGGAAUAUGGAUUUUUUUUGUAGCUUGAAACAUAUCAUGAAUUCUAGUUAAAUGCAACAUAGUUGCAAAUUCAUUUCCUGGCACUUCUCUUGGAAAAUAGAUGUGAAUAAGCCCAAAGACUUCAAAGAAGUUGGCUUCCAUGGUAGAAAAAUAGUUAGGGGUAAGGAGACUUUAUAUUAAUGAUUGUAAGUAUUCAUGCCUGUGGAUGUGCAUUCAAUUGUAUUUAUGUAAGGGGAGGGAAAAAAGUAAAUUAAUGCAGUUUCAGUGAUCUCAAGGCUGGUGGAGCUGGACCAGUUUUCACCAAAUCUGAAUUUGUUGAGUCAUUUGUUUCUCCCCUUUUGCCAGCCACUGACUAUGAAGGGCACAGAGGUGUCAGUCUUCUGUUUCUCAUCAGUGUCUUCCAAUGUCUAAGCACAAGAAAGUUUUACCAGAGACUAUUCAGUGCGUCUUCGCACAGGGCUCUUGCAAAUGCUACCUCAUCAAAAUGAGUUUGUCAUAGCCACUGUAAAAGUUUGUUAAAAUGAAGAGUUGCUAAAGAGUAUGUACAGCUAUAAUCAUAAUAUAUUUUCUGUAUUUAAGGCUGAAUAGAUGCAAGAAUUUUGGAGAAAAUAGUGCAUUAAGUUAUAUAAAUUAUAUGUUUGGGUCAUUGAAGUGUUGCAUGACAGCAGACUAUUUUAUUUUGUAGUUGCCAGAGUAUAAAAGCUUAAUAUUCUCUUAAACUCUAAUAUUUAGAGUUUCAUACAAGCAGUCAGCUUUCAUUAUGUCAACACAACCUGCAAGGACAAGUGUACCUGCUGCAUAUAGAGACUGCCUUCAUUCUUCUACUCGAUAAAAUUUCAGUUGUGAAUGACGUUUAAAAAGCAGGAUGAGAGAAAAUUUGAACAAAUUAGUGAUUUUUCUCUUAGUAAGAGCCUAGCAAGCAAGUUAAAAUGCCCUAUGCGUGAUUUGUUAUGAAUAUUUGUCUUCUUUUUGUGUCAGCCCUGGCCAACCAGCCACCAGGUGUCAGCGUCUGAGACCGCUGCUGCCUGGCAUUCCUGUGCAGAAUUACCCGCUGAGGUUAUGCCAAAUUACCAAAUGCAUCUUUUUAGAAGGGCAUUUGUGUACAUAACUCCAAGUAUUCUACAGAAGUCAGCAGAGAGCUAGAAGCAGUUACGCUGUUUUAGCUGCAUUUGGUUUAUCUACACCUCCUCCCCAAAACAAACUGUUUCUAUAUCUGUCCCGCAGGCUUUGCAGAAUGUGUACCACCUUACAGCAUCAAGUGCAUUUAUCUAGCCAGAAGCAGUGGAAUGUUUAUUACUCACACAAUUGCCACUUAAAAUAUAUAGAUAAAAUAUAACUGACCAGAAGUAGCUUAAUCUAUUGGUAUGUGAUGUAACUGAAGAUUCAUAGCAGUAGAGCUUGUGAAACAUUUGCUUAUGGUGAGAGCGCCAUCAAAUCAUUCUGAUGAACCUUCUACCUUUUAAAAUAAAUAGAGCAUAAAAAAUGCACAUGGGUUGAGGGUUUUUUUCCUUGUUAAUCUGAGCAAGAAGGAAGGUGCUUAGCCCAGGAUUCAGUUCAUAUAUGUAUAUGUGUACACACACUUUUAAACCUCAUUCCCCAGGGGGGUCCUUCAUGGGUGACAGCUUCCAGCAGAGGAAGACUGGGAAAAAUACUCCAAAGAUAGUAACUGAUCCUUGUCAACCAGCUUCUGAGGUUUGCUAUGCUUUUCCUUUUUCUUUUGUUCUUCCUGGUCUUCUACCCAUUUUAAACCACAUGUGAUUUUUACAUUCCCAUAUAUAAUAGCAUGAAGUAACACCUUCACACUUAAGCAUAUAUAAAAUAAUAAUAAAAUAAUUAAAAAAGCAAACUGCUUUCACCUUACAAGUUUCUUACAUAUUUUAAUCAUUUGCUGCUGUCUACAGUUCCACUUUACAGGGUACUCUGACUUCCAUUUUAAGUAAGCUGAUACAGUGGUAACACCUAGGCUGGUCAAUUUAUAAUCCUAAAUGGUACGGAUGUCUUCAAGUUGUUCAGUGCAUACAGUAUUACUUCACAGAUAUGCUGUAUGUAUUUUUAAACUUGGUGCCAAGUUGUUUGGUUUGAAACUGAGCCAUAGGAUUUGUACUUGCCAAUUCUAAAUUUAAAUGUAAUUUAUCAUGUGUGUCAUGCCAAGGAGAGCAAACCUGCAGGCAUCUGCUCAUUCAAUGCACCUGGGAGAUUUGCUGCUGAGUAAGCCGUACAUGUGUGUAUAUUUUUUGGCAGUGGAAAAAGGAAUAAAUGGACUGUCAAAGGAUUGAA
Cyanistes caeruleus (blue tit) is the source of this 3723-nucleotide messenger RNA. NCBI's taxonomy places the organism in Eukaryota, Metazoa, Chordata, Aves, Passeriformes, Paridae. The record is from RefSeq and is a predicted model, not a curated record.